GGAACUUUCUAUUGUACAUUGUGGAGGUGUGUCAAGAUGGUGUCGGCUGCUGCAGUGAGUUGUACUCCGCCCCUCUGCAGUCCUCUGGGUCUGGACCCGGGGUUUAAAAUUGACGUGUGCAUCCAUGAGCCAUUAUGGGUGGUCCCGGUAACCAGGGGCGACGUUGCCGUGGAGAUCGUGACUCUAUGUUCACAGCUGGAACUUCUUUGUGAGAAGGAGAUGAACGAGGGGGUUUCCAGAGAGUUUUCAUCUCAGGACAGGUACAGGAAGUCCCUGAGCCCCACGUUUGAGUCCCAGGCCAUGGUGCUGAUAGGGAAGAUGAGGGAAGCUCUGAACAGGCUACCACAGCCACCUGCUUUUAUACAGGACUACUUACAAAGCACUAGUCUUGCCGGCAUGUUUCCCCGAGCUGCAGCAUACAUCGCUAAUCCACAGACUCUCUACAACCUGGGACAACAGGGCAGUAUGGAUGAGUACUUCCAGCACAUGGCAAGCCUACACCUGGUGUCUUCCAUGUGUCGUCAGCUCAACUCAGUAGUCCACAAUCUCACCAACUAUGAACACAUCGCUCAUCGGGUGGCAGUACCCAAACCAUUCUGUUAA
Messenger RNA from Branchiostoma floridae (Florida lancelet), 603 nucleotides. RefSeq lists its product as uncharacterized. The coding region runs from base 37 to 603 and encodes 188 amino acids. NCBI's taxonomy places the organism in Eukaryota, Metazoa, Chordata, Leptocardii, Amphioxiformes, Branchiostomatidae. The transcript has 6 exons. The record is from RefSeq and is a predicted model, not a curated record.